This is a messenger RNA of Exophiala xenobiotica, 1092 nucleotides long. RefSeq lists its product as uncharacterized. The transcript is spliced from 2 exons. NCBI's taxonomy places the organism in Eukaryota, Fungi, Ascomycota, Eurotiomycetes, Chaetothyriales, Herpotrichiellaceae. The record is from RefSeq and is a predicted model, not a curated record. The coding region runs from base 1 to 1092 and encodes 363 amino acids.
AUGUCUCCAGUCCCGAAACCUCAGAGUCACGCCAAUGGAGAAGCAGGCGAGUGCGAGGACCGCUUCCUUGCCUCACCAUCACACUGCCCCUCUUCGGUCCACUCCCCAGGGGCACCAUCAAACAUGCCCAAACUCCUCGCCAUAUUCGGCGCCACAGGUCAACAAGGUGGUUCGAUCGUGGACUUCGUCCUCAACGACCCUCUACUUUCCAAAGAGUACACUGUCCGGGGCAUAACCCGCGACCCCUCCUCGCCAUCCGCCCAGUCGCUCAAGGCCAAAAACGUCCAAGUCGUUUCUGGCGACGUGACCGACCCGUCCUCUCUCACCACAGCCCUAAAAGACGCCCACACUGUCUUCGCCUUGACCGCACCAUCCUUCGGGCCGGACUCACGCGCGCGAGAGUUCGCCACAGGCAAAGCCAUCGCCGAUGCCGCCGUCGCCAACGGUGCAUCGUACAUCAUCCUGAGCACGCUCCCCAACGUGACCGCCCUGUCCAACAACAAAUACACCAAAGUCACCAGCUUCGACGCGAAAGCCGACGUCGAAGCCUACAUCAGGACCCUCCCCAGUAUCAAAUCCGCCUUCUUCGCGCCGGGAAGCUUCAUGCAGAAUUUCCAAUCCAUCAUGGCCCCUCGACCCGCCACCACAAGCACUGGAACCCCAGGCGAUUGCGAAUUCGUCGUCGCCCGGCAUGUCAGUCCCGAGACGCAGCUCCCUUUGAUCGACACGGUCGGCGACACCGGCAAAUUCGUCGGCGCGAUCCUCGCAGAUCCGGACAAGUACGAAGGAAAGACGUUCUGCGCCGCCACAAAGCUGUACAGCUUGGCCGACAUGUGCAGAAUCAUGAGCGAGAAAUCGGGCAAGACGGUCAAGUAUGUACAGCUAUCUAAGGAGAAAUUCCGCGAGGCUUUGACCGGCCAGGUGGGCAAUUAUGCCGAUAGUUUGAUCGAGAUGAUGUCGUACCAGCAGGAUUUUGGGUACUACGGGCCCAAGACGGAGGAAUUGGUCGCAUGGGCCGUAAAGAAUGCGAGAGGGAAAGUUACGACGUUUGAGGAGUAUCUGGAGAAGCAUCCUAUUCCGGCCUUACAGUAA